Molecule: messenger RNA, 1581 nt
Organism: Thermothielavioides terrestris NRRL 8126
Lineage: Eukaryota; Fungi; Ascomycota; Sordariomycetes; Sordariales; Chaetomiaceae
Exons: 1
Coding region: 250-1242 (330 amino acids)
Source: RefSeq, a predicted model, not a curated record
CACAACACCACGCAGCUCACCGUCGUGUAAAUACCACGCGCCUUCUGCUCGCUACAUAAUGUCUGGUUUGCUCUGCUUCAUCAUGCUGUUGCGGCAGGUUGCCAAGCUACACCAACUUUACUACCCAUUUGUCCGUCGAUUCAUUCCUACGUGACACAGUAUGUGUGCCCACCCAACUUGCCCCUGUCAACCAGCCCUUGACCAGACUGGAUGGGGAAGGGCGUCCCUCGCUAACUCGCCCUUGCAGUCAUGCCUCCCGCCGGGAGCUUCCUCUAUGGCCAGCUGUUCGCCAAAAUCCCCGUGCCCACGGCGUCCUUCGCGUCCAAGACAAUUGUCAUCACGGGCGGCAGCGGCGUUCUGGCCAGGGAGACGACCAAGCACCUUAUUCGUCUCGGUGCGCCGCGGGUGAUCCUUGGCGUGCGGAACUUGGAGAAGGGCAGGCUGGCCAAAAAGGAGAUCGAGACCGCCACCCGGUGCAAGUCCGACAUCAUCCAGCUCUGGGAUCUCGACAUUGAGUCGCCGGCAUCCAUCAAAAGUUUCGUCGAGAAGGUGAACACGCUGGACCGGGUCGACGUCGUCAUCAACAAUGCCGGCCUCGGGACCAAGUUCGCCAUCCACGAGGCCUACGACUGCAACCGCAUCAUGGCCGUCAACGUCGUCGGCACCCUGUUGUUCGCGGUCCAGAUGAUUCCCAAGCUCAAGGAGACGGCGGCCAGGUACAACACCACGCCGGUCAUGACCACCAUCACGUCGGCCCUGUACGACAUCGCCAAGUGGCCCAAGAUCCCGCCCGGAGAGGACGUGCUGUCCGUGUCCAAGAACCCCAAGGGCUUCAACAUCCAGACCCAGUACAACCUCUCCAAGCUGCUAGUGCUGUACGGCGUCAUCAAGCUGGCCCAGCUGGUCGACCCGCCCGGAACGCUGAACCCGCACCCCAUCGUCAUCAACCAGAUGAACCCGCUCUUCCUCAAGACCGAUCUGGCGCGCGAGGCUGCCGGCAUCGAGAAGGCCUUCUUCAAGGUCUUCGAGGCCGCCCUCGCCCGCACCGGCGAGGAGGGCGCCCGCCUGGUCGUCGCCGCUCUCGCCAGCGGCCGCGAGACGCACGGCCGCUACAUGGAGAGGAAGCUGGAGGAGUACCACCCCAUAGCCAAGGACGACAAGAAGAUCAACGCGUUCUGGGACGCGCUCUGCGAGAGGCUGGAGCGGGUGCAGCCCGGCGUUUUGGAGAAUCUGAAGGCGUAAAGGCUGAAGGUCGUGAAGCGUGGUGUUUUUUUUUUUUGUUCCUAUCUGGAAGGGUUGCGAUGAUCCGUCUCUUGUUGUGUAUUCCCGUGAGCCGUGGUUAGAUGUGGGUCGCUCUUAAUGGUGGAGUCGUAGGGCUAGAUUCUCCGCAGCGGCGUUUUCAAUUUCAUGAUCUCGAUCUUUCUGCUCGACUAGGUACUGAGGGUUUCCGCGUAUCUUCUCAACGGUUGGUGUUUGGAGCUACUGCGCGGAAGAGAUCAAUGGAAGCUAUAGCAAUCUGAGCACUCGAUAGCAAUGCGUUCAAUCGUGGUGUUGAAGACGUUGUGUUUCAGAAGAAGACUG